CCAAAACUGAAGAUCCCGACAUUGGAUGUAAUUGAUAUCAUUGGGUAUUCCUACUGCGUUGAUCUGGAUCGGGCAGAGAUCAACCGGAAACGUCUAAAGCUAGCGUCGAAAACACAACAAUUUGCAAAUCGUUUGUUGAUCAAUGCAACUGGUUUGCUUGAUAUUUCACACCAGAAUCCAGUGGUACUCACUUGGCCACAGAACAAGAACUGUACUGUGCUCAGUGGUGUUACUGGUCGAAUUCUUUAA
Gongylonema pulchrum is the source of this 249-nucleotide messenger RNA. Lineage: Eukaryota; Metazoa; Nematoda; Chromadorea; Rhabditida; Gongylonematidae. The record is from the annotation of a GenBank genome assembly.